AUGAAAGCAUUAUAUACUAAGUUAAAUAAGCCAGGCACAAAAGAACAAAUAUUAUAUGGUUCUACUUACAUGAGGUACCUAGAAUAGUCAGAUUCAUAGAGACAGAAAGUAGUAUAGUGGUUACCAGAAGGGAGGGGUGAUCACUAAUUAUCUAAUUAUUGUUUCGUGUGUACAGAGUUUCAGGUUAGGAUGAUGAAAAAGUUCUGGAGAUGGAUAGUGGUGGUGGUUGGACAACAAUGUGAAUGUACUAAUGCCACUAAACUAUACAUUUAAAAAUGAUUAAAAUGGUAAAUUUUAUCUUAUGCAUAAUUUAUCACAUACACAAAAAAGAUAGGCCUAGCAUGGAAACAAAUCUGUUGGUCAUGAGUCAGUAAAUGUUGCUGAAGCCAUCGUAGUGGGAUGUAGUUGCUCAAAAAGAAAAAAAUUACAGAUUAAGAGAAGAUGGUCAAUAACAGAAUCCUGACUUUAAGAAGGCAAGUGGAAAACAAUUCACUAAUGUUUUUGUUGCUGUUAUUAUUUGUUUUAGUGAUCAGAGGAUUAGAAUUAGAAAAAUGAAAGAGAAUUUUGAAGGAAGUCAAGGAAAUUGUCAGGAAUGGGGUUGUGAUACCUUUCUGAAAAGAAAUGUGAUGAACACAAAGAUCUUGGAUAUGCAUCAUCAUAACUAGAUCUGUAGGAUAAAAUCCCAGAGGUGGGAUUGCUCAAAGGAUAAAUGCAAAUGGAAUUUUGAAAGAUGCUGCCAAAUUGCCUUCCAAAUAGUUUGUACCAAUCGGCAGUCCCUCUAACAAGGUUCCUGGUUUCCUCCCCUUUGUCCUCCCUGACUAGAUUUGGGUCUCAGAAGCUCAGGUCCCCUCUGCACUGAGGAACCCACAAACCAAACUCAUGCCCGAAAAGCCAAAACGGCGACCCAGGAUGCCUGCGCACUCCUUGGGCGCAGUGACACUCCCAGAAGUCUCCGGGGUGUGACCAAGCGCAGGCUGUGAAGAAUCAAGACGAAUUUCAAACGACCCAUCCACCGCUUUUCCUGCUCCCUAACUACAUUUCCCAGAAGGCUCGCCUGUGCAAAUUAUCUCCCUUUGCGGACUAGUUCUUUUCUUCCAGAGCCUGUUCAACUCCAGGGGAUAGUAGGGCGGGUCCGGAAAGUCCAUUUUCAAACGCUUCAGAGUGAGCUUCUUUGGGAGUCACGGCCCGAGGCUGAGCCAGGCUCCGUGAGGCCUCCGAUGCGCGGUUUGAUGACGGAAUGCAAUCCUUUCGGCUGGGUCUCAGCUGAGCUCUGACAGGAAUCCGGGCGGCCGGCGGUCAUCUUGCUCACCACUGGGACGUCUCUGACUACACUUCCCAGAGGACUUAUCGGCAAGAACGUUAUUCUCGCUUGAAUUCAGCCUCAUAGUCACGCGCUGGCGGGACCCUCAGGUCUGCACGGGUGACUGUUCCAGUCCUGUGGAAGGUUGUGCUGCUUUGGAAGCUUGGAAGACCUGAAGGGCGGAACCAGAGGAGAGGGCGGGACAGGAGCCUCGGCUUUGUACCGCUGAGGGGCUCUGCCUUUUUCCAGAAGAGGAACCCAGAGGAAGACUGGUCCUUUUCUGCAAAUAUCAAAGCCAUGGCUCAGGAGUCAGUGAUGUUCAGUGAUGUGUCCAUAGACUUCUCUCAGGAGGAGUGGGAGUACCUGAAUGAUGAUCAGAGAGAUUUAUACAGAGAGGUGAUGUUGGAGAAUUACAGCAACCUGGUUUCAAUGGCAGGACAUUCUAUUUCUAAACCAGAUGUGAUCUCCUUCUUGGAGCAAGGGAAGGAACCCUGGUUGGUUGACAGAGAACUAACAAGAGACCAGUGGCCAGUCCUGGAGUCAAGAUGUGAGACCAAGAAAUUAUUUCUGAAGAAGGAAAUUUAUGAAAUAGAGUCAGCCCAGUGGGAGAUAAUGGAAAGACUUACAAGACAUGACCUUCAGUGCUCUAGUUUCAGAGAUGAUUGGGAAUGUAAUGGCCAGUUUGAGAAACAACAUGGCUCUCAGGAGGGACAUUUCAGUCAACUGAUAUUCACCCAUGAAGGCAUGCCCACUUUUAGUCAACAUCCAUCCUUUACAUUACAGCAAAUCAUUAGUAAUAAAGAGAAAUACUGUGCAACUAAGGAAUAUAGGAAAACCUUUAGACAUGACUCACAGCUUACCACCCAUCAGAUAAUUCAUACUGUUGAGAAACCCUAUGAAUGUAAGGAAUGUGGAAAGGCCUUUAGACAUCCCUCAAGACUCAGUCAUCAUCAGAAAAUUCAUACUGGCAAGAAACCCUUUGAAUGUAAGGAAUGUGGAAAAACCUUUAUUUGUGGCUCAGACCUUACUCGACAUCACCGAAUUCACACUGGUGAGAAACCCUAUGAAUGUAAGGAAUGUGGAAAGGCCUUUAGUAGUGGCUCCAACUUCACUCGACAUCAGAGAAUUCACACUGGUGAAAAGCCCUAUGAAUGUAAAGAAUGUGGGAAGGCCUUUAGUAGUGGCUCAAACUUUACUCAACAUCAGAGAAUUCAUACAGGGGAGAAACCCUAUGAAUGUAAGGAAUGUGGCAAUGCCUUUAGUCAGAGCUCACAACUUAUUAAACAUCAGAGAAUCCACACAGGUGAGAAACCCUAUGAAUGUAAGGAAUGUGAAAAGGCUUUUCGUUCUGGUUCAGACCUUACUCGACAUCAGAGAAUUCAUACUGGUGAGAAGCCCUAUGAAUGUAAGAUAUGUGGGAAAGCCUAUUCUCAGAGUUCACAACUUAUUAGUCAUCAUAGAAUUCAUACUAGUGAGAAACCCUAUGAAUAUAGGGAAUGUGGGAAGACCUUUAAUUAUGACUCACAGCUGAUUCAACAUCAAAAUUUGUACUGGUGAUAAAACAUAGAAUAUAUGAAAUGUGUGCAAAUGCUUUUAUUUACAGCUCAAAACUAUUAACAUCAACUAUUUAACAAAAGAGAAUUUAUCUCUAUAUUAAUCCCUCUAAAUAGAAUAAGGUAGAAACAUCUUAUUUGCUGACUACAGCUUGUUCAGCCCAAGAAAAAUCAUGUAGGAGAAACACCCUAUGAGUAGAAUACGUUUUGGAAGCCAUUUAAUAAAAGCCCCUAUUUCCCUUGCCAUCAGGUAAUUCAGUCUAGUAAAUACUCAAAAUGACAACAGCACUUCUGGCACCUUUCUAACCUUAUCUUAAACAUCGGAGAAUACAUGCUGAAAUGUAAUCCUGUGAUUUUCAUUUUAUUUUCCCCCCAAUUUGUCUAUAGUUGUAAUAUUCUUAAGCUUUUAAUCCAUUUAAAUUUAUAUAACUGUAAAGUCCAUCUGUGUAUAUCAUGGUUUAUAAAAUAUCUUUAUUUUUAAGAUACCUUUAAUACCCAAGAGCAGUGACCUCUUUAUUUUUGAAGAUAGCUUAUUCCUUUUGCUCUUUACAAAAUUUAGACUUUCUUGUUGUAGAAACGUUCGUGUAAUGACUUACCACUCAGUAAAUAGAGAUCCUUUACUAUCUUCAUGGUGUUUUCCUUGUGUUGCUGUAAUAUCAUUUCAUCAAAUCCCUAUUGAUAGACAUUGUAGUUUCCUCCAGUGUUUUUGCCAUUAUACACAGUGCCCUGAUGGGCAUUCUCCCUAGGUAUAUCUUUGUGUCAUGUCUUUUAUUUUAAUUACAGAAAUAAUGCCUCAAUAUAUAUUUUCCUUAUAAUAGGUUUAAACAUUACAAGUAAG
This is a messenger RNA of Orcinus orca (killer whale), 3691 nucleotides long. RefSeq names its product zinc finger protein 566 (gene ZNF566). NCBI's taxonomy places the organism in Eukaryota, Metazoa, Chordata, Mammalia, Artiodactyla, Delphinidae. The transcript has 6 exons. The record is from RefSeq and is a predicted model, not a curated record. The coding region runs from base 1598 to 2857 and encodes 419 amino acids. Gene Ontology annotation, biological process: negative regulation of transcription by RNA polymerase II. Gene Ontology annotation, molecular function: DNA-binding transcription repressor activity, RNA polymerase II-specific.